This is a messenger RNA of Triticum turgidum subsp. durum (durum wheat), 1890 nucleotides long. The record is from the annotation of a GenBank genome assembly. NCBI's taxonomy places the organism in Eukaryota, Viridiplantae, Streptophyta, Magnoliopsida, Poales, Poaceae.
AUGGAUUCACCGGAGCCAAGAAUCGAGGUCGAGCAAAAACCUGUUCUCGGUAGUAACACUAAAGAGCAGACCAUUCCUAGGAAGGAUGAGAAAACUGUUAAACCUACCAUUUCACUUGAUUCAAGUGUUAUCAAUCUACCAAGUGAAGGACAAGUCCAGGCGGUCACAUCCAACAUAGGUGGGGAACAUAGGGCUGCAUAUCCACAACACAUUUAUUCCUCGCAAGCACAACCAUUCUAUUACCAAGGUACAGGAUAUGAGAACCUUCCAAACGAAUGCGAUGUAUAUCCUCCCUAUACGAGUGUUGAUGGAUUGGAAGUGGGUCCAGCGGUUAUAUACAACGAGGACCCUUCCAUGAUGUACCAUGGUGGCUAUGGCUAUGACCCUUAUGCUCAUUAUUCUCCUAUCUCGACACCAGUAUCAGCUGGUGUUAGUGGAAAUGGUCAGCUCUACUCUCCUCAGCAGUUCUCCUCGGGUCCUUGCUACCAGCAACCGUUACAGCCUGACAUGCCAUAUUUAGGCUCUCCUACUCCAGUAUCACAGGGUGAGACAAUGAUGCCAAUUGACCCAACACGGGGUGCUUUUAUCGCUGACACUCUGAGUCCAAACAGCUUCCUUUUUGGACCAAGACCAGAAUGGUUUAGAUCGUCACAAGGAACUGGUUCGUUUCUAUCACCUGCAACUUCACCUCAACCUUUGGGUGAUGUUUCAGGGGCGUUUGGACAAAGCAACUUUCCUAUGGCUUCUGGGAUGAUGCCCCCUCAGCAGAAGUCCUUCUAUGGUUUUGGAACCCCUAGUGACUCUUAUGGAAGAAGGUUCUCUCAUCGUGGGAGUUUCCCACAUACCACUAAUUAUGGGAGUCCUUUCCCUGGCUAUGGCCUGAAUGGUAGAAGUUUGAUUCCAGUUGACAAAGAGCGCAGGAGAGGGAGGGGUAAUCCUUUGUUAUGCAGCUUUGUUGGUUCACUUGAUUUCCUCAAUGAGCAAAGCCGCGGUCCACGUUCCACCAGGCCUAAGAAGCAACCAGAGGAUAACAGUAAAGAUGAGAAGUCUUCUGCUGGACUUGACCAGGGGUCAUACAACAGGACUGAUUUUGUUACAGAGUACAAAAAUGCUAGAUUUUUUAUCAUAAAAUCAUACAGCGAAGAUAAUGUGCACAAGAGCAUCAAAUAUGGUGUUUGGGCUAGCACCACAAAUGGAAACAAGAAACUAGAUGGGGCUUAUCAUGAAGUGAAGAAGGAAGAACACUGUCCCAUUUUUCUGUUGUUUUCGGUGAACGCUAGCGCACAGUUCUGCGGUGUUGCGGAGAUGACUGGACCGGUGAAUUUUGAGAAGAGUGUGGACUACUGGCAGCAAGAUAAGUGGACUGGCCAGUUCCCUGUUAAUUGGCACAUACUGAAGGAUGUUCCAAAUAAUCUCUUCCGCCAUAUAAUUCUUGAAAACAAUGAGCACAAGCCGGUAACCAACAGCCGGGACACACAAGAGGUGAAACUGGAACAAGGACAGGAGAUGCUGAAAAUCUUCAAGGACCAUGAGGAGGAUGCGUCGAUCCUCGAUGACUUUGACUUUUACGAGGAACGUGAGAAAGCCCUGCUGGAGAAUAAGGCAAGGCUGUAUCAGCAACAGCAGAUAUCCAGCUCCAGUAUCGCUGAGCCCAAGAAGCCGUCGACUGUACCAACUGACCUGGUGGGUCAUAUCGCCAAGAAUUGUAGCUUUCUUGAGCCCAAGAAGCCCUUGACUGUACCCACUGACAUGGUGGGUCAUAUCACGAAGACUUUUGCACAGGCUGUUCGGCUUGGCAAGGCCAAGAGUGUGAGCCCUCUGGGCAAGAAAGGCCCUGCUGGGGAUUUAUCUGUUGCUGCGAAGCCUGUCGAGGUCAGAGAGAGCGGCUAG